Siniperca chuatsi (mandarin fish) is the source of this 2778-nucleotide messenger RNA. RefSeq names its product YKT6 v-SNARE homolog (S. cerevisiae) (gene ykt6). Gene Ontology annotation, molecular function: SNAP receptor activity. NCBI's taxonomy places the organism in Eukaryota, Metazoa, Chordata, Actinopteri, Centrarchiformes, Sinipercidae. Gene Ontology annotation, cellular component: Golgi apparatus. The coding region runs from base 271 to 867 and encodes 198 amino acids. The transcript is spliced from 8 exons. Gene Ontology annotation, biological process: endoplasmic reticulum to Golgi vesicle-mediated transport. The record is from RefSeq and is a predicted model, not a curated record.
GCCAAUAUCCUGUUGGACCGUUUGAGGAUCGUGACGUGGUGAUUGGUCACUUAACUACCUACCUAAACUAUUUAGUUAGCGUUAACUACAUUGCGAUUACGUCGCUUGACGUGAGCGAUAUAUAUUUCUGAGUUUUAGUUUAUGUGGAAUAAAACGUGUAUUCGGUUGUUUUGACGGGAAUCAAACUGUUUGCUGCUGAUUUGUCUGAUCAUCAGGGCUGUGUGAUCGUAUCUGCUGUGACUGACAGACCAGAACUGAUCCGGCGGCAACAUGAAGCUCUACAGCCUCAGCAUCCAUUACAAAGGAGCGACCAAAGCCAACCUCCUCAAAUCGGCCUAUGAUCUCUCCUCCUUCAGCUUCUUUCAGCGCUCCAGUGUUCAGGAGUUUAUGACCUUCACCAGUGCCUUGAUUGUUGAACGGACAUCACAAGGGAGCCGUGCCUCUGUCAAAGAACAAGAGUACCUGUGCCAUGUGUAUGUAAGAAAUGACAACCUGAGUGCUGUGGUCAUCGCAGACACUGAAUACCCACAGAGAGUCUGUUUCACAUUGCUAGACAAGGUAUUAGAGGAGUUCUCCAGGCAAGUGGACAGUAUAGACUGGCCCUCUGGUAAUCCUGAAACCAUAAACUACAAAGCCCUGGAUAUUCACCUUUCUAAAUACCAGAACCCCAGGGAAGCAGACGCAAUGACCAAAGUGCAGGCAGAGCUGGAUGAGACAAAGAUCAUUUUGCACAACACCAUGGAAAGUCUGUUGGAGAGAGGAGAGAAACUGGAUGAUCUUGUGGCAAAGUCAGAGCACCUGGGAAACCAGUCCAAAGCCUUCUACAAGACUGCACGGAAACAGAACUCAUGCUGUGAAAUCAUGUGAUGUCACUGCCUCGUCCUCGUGGACACGCCUCUCUCUGCCUUUCUGCUUUUCCUACAACUCCCAUCAUGCACCAGCUACCUGCUCUCAACACAAAGGACAGAACGGACGCUGUCCAAUCCAGGGUGGGGUGCCAGGAUAAGAGCAAGAAAGGGUGGUGGCCAGUCAAAGCAUGACCCGUCUGGAUUGUGACUGAUGGGGGCUGAAGGAGUGAUGGGGUUUGGUCAGGGGAAGAAGUAACAUUUGAAUUAUUUUUAACCUUUCAAAGGUUAAACAUCUGUGUGGUGUUUCAAUACCAGCUGAGGAAUGAUAGUGUGACAUUGUGUAUCGGUGAUGUGUUGUUGAAACGUCUUCAAACCAUUUAAUGUUGUUAAGAUUCAAUCAAAUCUUAAUAGUUUGAUUUCAACUCUUGAAAGAGUAUUAACCAUGGUUGUGCUUCUGCUUCAAGGCAACUCUGACAAUCUCACUGUCUUAUCUUGUGAAUUCAUAAAAUAUGUCACAGUUUUGGUUCAGUUCUUCAAAACCUAAAUAGUUUUUUUUGCAGGCAUAACCUUUGUUGUGCACUAGGUGGCCCUGUUUAUUUACUUUAUUAUUCCAAUGAGCCUCAGUGUUGAGGUCAGUCUUAAAAACUCUAAUGUGAGCCAAGACAGCAAGUGGCUGCUUGGACGUGUGAUAUUAAAACUCACCGAAUUUUACAAUGAUUUUGAAACAUCAUUGCUAGACUGGAUUAAGUUACACAACUUCUUUACUUUUCUCUGUCUCAUAGUGUUAAAUGAAAUCUUAAAACAUUCCCACUUUGGGUGAGUGUGUUAGUGAGUGAUGAUGCGUUUUAAAGCUGAUGAGUAGUGGGAGAAUGGGUGUAAAAGAUGUUUCUUCAUAGACGCAGCCUUAUUGCAGUGUGGCUAACAUGUAACCCCCCCUGUCCUGUAUUAACAUGAUAUUGUCUCAUGAGAAGAAUGCUCUUUUACUGUGUCUACUGUAGCCAUGCUUUACACUCUUGAUAGCCAACACACAUGACACUUAAGCAGGUUUUUAGAGUCAGACCUCUGCAGUCCAGGGCUCGUCUGUACCUCUCAAACCUGGGAUUGCUGACAUUUUACCAUCAUUUAUUGUGACUGAGGGCAUUCCAGCAACACCUUGGGUGCUGUUGCACCCUCUGGCCUCUUAUUGUGUGCUAGUCAAGUUUCUCUUAAAAUGGGUAUAACUUCUGAAAAGAGAACAGACAUAUGUUGAGUGAUUUCACACCCCAGUCUUGUUUUAAGACACUCCACAGCUGACUUUUGUUUUUUUGUUUUUCUACUGUCAGCACUGUUUGCUUUGCAUUUAGGUCUGACUGGGUAGAAAUUUCUUCUGCUAAACGGUUUAAGAUAAAGUGAUGCCUUCGGUUGUGUAUUUUAGAUGUUUCUCUGCUCGCUUUCUGUUGUAUGCGUGUAUGAUUUGCUGAUAUACAACAUUUGCAGGCUGCAUUGAUGUUGAGUGCCUGUGUGUGAGGACUGUUGUGUGUUUGUGUGUGUGUGUGUGUGAUCUGAAUAGCUCUUUAUGCUUUUACAGUGUAAACUUUUGUGCAAUAUCUCUGCAGACUGCUGGCGUAUUUCUCUUUUAAAGUAGAGAGAAUAAAUGGAAAUAUUUCUCAUAAAGGACAGUAAAUUGACCUUUGUAUAUGCUAUUCUUAUGACUAAUUCCCAUGUUAAGCGUGUCCAGGGUUGUUUCUGCGAUGUUUGCUCCAUUUUGGUUUUAAAUUUCCAAUUGAUUUGCUGAAUUUGGAAUCCGUCAAAUAUUCUGUAGCUAUUUGUAAGUCAGGUCUUACUGACCAGUGUGUUUAACGGCCUGCAUUAAACGUUUUGAUCCAGAUGUGGUCUGCAAAUUUAAAACAAAGACUUCAGAUAAUAAACUGUUCUUUUCUGUCUGUAUUAA